Messenger RNA from Linum trigynum, 4919 nucleotides. Lineage: Eukaryota; Viridiplantae; Streptophyta; Magnoliopsida; Malpighiales; Linaceae. The record is from the annotation of a GenBank genome assembly.
UUUGUAAAUCCCCUUUCAGUUGGAGUUGAAGUGAAAUACGAACCAAAUUACUCUUAUAGUUUUUAGUUGCAACGUGAGACUCAAAUUAAAACAGAUAAAGGACAUCAAUCAAAGAACGUCACCUGCGUGCUGACUUCCUAUUAAUUCCUGGAGUUGAUUAAAAAAAUCAAAUAUAUUCAAUAGGAUAUUAAAGGUAGCGGGACAUUGUAGAGGGAUAAGUUAUAUGUCUCAAUGAGGUAGGUGGGUGGGGGGGGGGGGGAGAAGAUCUCUUGCUUGGAAUGCAUAAUAUCCUAUUUAGAAGCAAUAACUUGUAUUCUCCUUUUAGACUUCGGUAGGAUCAUGAAGUUAUUUCAUUGGUUUGGGCUCAUAUGUGCUUUUGUAGAUUGUAGUUGUGGUUUGAGCUGGGAUAUGCCAUAUUUACCGGACCAACAAUUUCUCCUAAUUAGGCAUUCAGUAAGAUACUGGAUGUCUAAUUAACAAUAAUUUUUGAACUUGCCAAAUUUCAUGCAAGCCCCCAAUUUCAGGCUCUUGAUGUUUAAGCCCUCUUUUCACCAAGUUAGUUAACUCAAGUCCCCAAUAAUAUACUUUUUUUUUGUAAAAUCUCCAACAAUAUAUGAUCACGCCGUGUUGUAGUGUAUAAUCAAAUUUACUGAAUAUGCUAAUGGUAUUAUGAUUGUAUCUACUUGGGUUUCCAACGAUUGACUACUCAAAAUCGGAUAUAAUACUCGAUUAAGGUGGAUUAAAACCAACACUAAAAACAAUAAAAAAAAAUUAAACCUAAGGGAGUAGAUUGCUCAGACCAUGCGCCCCUAAGUUCGAUUUACCGAUAAUUUACUUGAAAGGAUUGAAUCAUGUGCAGUUCCUUCUGUCUUUUGUCGCAAUAAUUACUCGAAAUGACAAGAAAUAAGGACCCUAAGGCUUUCUCCCUUGAUGUUUCGUGCAGUCUAAUUGACUGAUGAUGGAUAUGAGGGGCGGUCGUGUCCGCUCUCACCCUUCAAGAAAUCAGAUUUUAAGAUCUACACCACGAAGGGAUUCAUAUCUUGCCUAAAACACAAUCGAUUAACAAGAACUCAUGACAAACAUCAAUUCAAUCGUAAAAAGAAAUCAAACCAUCUUCCCAGGGUUUACGUAAAUGAACAACCUAAUGUCUACCUACUCAUAAGUAUAUAGGAAAUCAUAAGAGAGAAAGGUACAAGGAUAACCAGUAUGGAAUUUCCUUUGAUCUUGAAUUCUUCAUCUUCCUUCGUACCUCUUGAUUCGGGCCCAAAUGUACACAUUUUACCCCUCAUUUCUUAUUUAUCUAGCUUAGUAUUUCAUCAUUCCUCAACAUAUUUUACGCUAGGUUGUGCUUGUUUUGAUAGAUUUCAGGUCCUAGCACGUGUGAAAGGGUCGAGGAUGAGUUUUGUAAUAAUUGGAGGUCAAAAAGCACAAAACCCGAAGAAAAUCCAAAGCCCGUAACAUUGAAGUGAAGGCGUCCAGGAAACAGCCGCAGUUCACGGUCGGACAAGGUAGUUUACGGUCUUCUAAAACCGUGAAGAGGAGACAUGGUCCAUGAACAUCAAGGCGUCCAGGGCACUUACCGAGGUUACUGACGCCAGCCGAGUUCACGGUCUCUAACACCGUGAACUGGGGCCAUUGACCAUGAACCCAAGAGAGUGAAGCAGUGCAUUAUAGACGACAGUGAGUUCACAAACGCGUUUAGGUGGUCGUGGCCAUGAACUGGCCAACGCGUCCGUGUACUAAUCACUUAUGGGCAAAUAUGAAGUCAGCAGCGGGGAGAGAGAAUGGGGAGCUGGUUUUGGGAGAGAAAUUCAAUUCCCUCUCUAGGGUUUUCCAAAAACACCGAAAGGGGAGUUCUAGGGAGAGAGAGAGAGAGUGUGUGUGUGCUAGAGUGAUCUUGAAGCAUCAUUUGAGGCUUGGGUGGAGAAGGAUUGAAGCCUAGAAAAAGAAGAAGAAGAUCUUAAGCUCAAAUUUGUAAUCUCUCUCUCUCUCUAGAAACUCACUCUUUUCUCUUGGGUGUUGUAGAUCCCUACCUAAUACUUUGUAUUUAUUUGUUUAGAUUGAUUGAUUGUCAUUGGGUAUUAUUUAAUUCAAUGAUCGAGGUAUUAUUCAUGUUGAUUGUGCAUGCUUGUGCUUAGCAACCUAAGGAUUGUGCAUGAUCGUGCUUAGCAUCCUUAGGUUUGUGCAUGCUGGUGCUUAGCAAUCUAAUUAGCCACUUUAACCUAGAUUAGAGAGGAAAAUCCCCCUUUCAAGAGAAAGUCAAUCGAGUUGGUUUUCCUUUAGAUUUUUAAGCCGCCUAACUAGGUUAAUUUAGGGCAAAUCUCAAUGUGAAUUAAGCAAAUUGGUUAAGCGCGAUUAAGCCGUCCAACCCUUGAGUUGAGUGAAGCAGUAAGUCAACCACCAAUUUCCUAAACCGGGAGGGCCGCGUGACAUGGCCUAUAAUGUAUACCUUGGUUUAGCAAUCAAGAGUGUGGUCUACGACCAUAUUUACAUCCCUUUGCGGUUCGCGGUCACCUUGCCCUUAGCAAUCGUUCCGAUACAACGAGUCUUGGUAGCUAGUUAGGCGGAAGCAACUCCUGGGUGAAACUCCCUUAGUUAGAAUUUUCCUUUAUUUACUUUUCUUUGCUUGUUUAGUUUGUAGUUUUCUUAGUUUGAAAACCCAAAACCGUUUUGCUAGAUAACAACUUAAGCGAUUGAAGUAGGGGUACAUGGAUCGGCCUGGGUUGACAAUUUAAAUACUUGCUCUAUACUGCGCCCGACUAGAGUUUAAAAACUUGGGCUCUAGUCGGGAUUAAUUUGUGGUUUAGUUUCGUGCGAGUCAAGUUUUUGGCGCCGUUGUCGGGGAACCGCGGUCCAUUAUUCUGAAAAUGUCGCUUAGUGUUACUCUAGCAUUUUCUAUCUUGCCUCUUUGUUUAUGUUUUGUGUUUCGUGUGUGUUUUGGUUACCACUCUUCGUCUUGAAGGGUGGUUUGUGUGUGUUUGAUUUUUCUUUUGUUUUUAUGUAUUUGUAGGUAUUGGAUCAUGGAUCCUUAUGAUUUCACUGAAGUGUGGGGGUAUCCACCAACACCCGAGAAUGGUUACCCCAAAACUUCAUGAGACGAUCAAGAAGGGGGAAGUCUAGGACCCGGGUUCUACUACCAACCUCCCUUCCACGAAGAGUAACCAUGCUCAUGGGGAUACCAAGAAGCUUCCCUAUAUCAAGAAGGUUUCCCUCCGCAACUCGAGGUGAAAUCCAAGUUGGAGUUGGCCAUGGGGGCUUUCAUAGGCCAAACCUCACGACCAUGUGCCACUCCACAACCGGAGCCAAAGAACAAAUUAGAGCUCAUGGUGGAGCGAUUUGUUCGGGGCACCAAUGAAGUGUGCUCUAGCAUGGACCUCCCAAUCACCAACCCUAUCGAAUCAACCUUUCUUGAGGAGGCGGAGGAGCUCCAUAGACGCACGUAGAGUCUAGGAGGGCUAGUAGAGCAAGCAUGUGCACAACUUGCUCACAAUUGCCUCCUACCAUUGGAAAAAAGAGAGGAAGUCGAAGAGGCGAGCCAUGAUAAUUUUGGAAGAAUGAGCUCCAACAUGGAUUUCCAACCCCUCCCUCCUCCCAGUUUGACACUAGAGGAGAAAGUGGCACAAGCUUGUGAAAGUUAUCGCCUCUCAUUAUUUGAGGAGAAAGAGGAGGUUGAAGGAUCGAUCAAUGAAAACCGUGUGGAGCAAGACGAACUCUAACCGGAGAGCUCCCGUGGUUAGGAUGAACAAGAAGGUUGCAUUGACGACUCUCAUCCCUUUCCCCCUCCCGAGACCAACUUUAAAGACCAAGUCACGAGUGCGGAGGAGCAAGAUAACCCUUUCUAUGAUCUUGCAUGGCAACUUGCCCUCCAAAUAGUGCUUAAAGAAAUGAAAGGGAAGGAGUAAGAAGAGGUUGAAGAGGAGGAAGAAAGCAUUGAAGAGAGGGAAGAUCUCGAGUGUUCCCAAGGGGAGGAAAUUGAAGAAGAAGGAAGAGAGGUUGAAGAUGAAGGAGAAGGAGAAAGUGGUGUCCAAGACGAGGACGAAGUCGAGGUGGAUGAAGGACCCAUUUGUGGCUCUUUGCCAAGCCAAGGCCAAACCAUCGAUGAUCACUCUUAGUGGAUGCGAUGGGAGCAAAGAGAGGAUGCAUUACAUGGUAUGGGGCAAAGAGAAAAGUGAAAAAGUAAAGAAGGAGAGGUCUCGUGGGUGGAGCCUCAAAGCCACUCAAGUUCACGAGCCCUUAAUCAUGGACUCAUCCAAUGCUCGUGACUUGAGACAUCACCUCAGCGACGAGAACCUAAACUUCAAGGAGGUUCUUGGGUGGACCGAAAGUUGAAGAGUAACCGUCCGGCUCACGACGUUAAAGAAGCGCUUGGUGGGAGGAAGCCCAACCAUCAACAGUUCGCAUAAUUUUUCCAAUCAGUAAGUCAACUUUUUUUUUUGCCGCCUCCUUGCUCUUCCGGAUCUCACCUGCCCUCCGCUCCCGAUCACCAACAUUCACCACUAUCCGGUAACCCAAUUCUACUUCCCUAUUUUAUGCCAUUGAGGGCAUUGUCAAGCUUAAGUGUGGGGUAGUCCUUUAUGUAUUUUUGUGUGAAUGAUUGGUGUGAUUUUGAAUGCUUAGAGCCUUGAUGUAUGCCCAAAUUUGAAAAAAAAUUUGAGGGCCCCAGGCAAUGCUUGUUCUAAAUGGCCGAUUUGAGUGAAUCUCGUGCUUAUUUGGCGUCAUUCUUGAAUUGUUGCAUAUAGUCGAGUGCAAAGCAGUUAAAAUCGAGAGUUUACCUAAAAUCGAAAACUGUGGUAAAAUCGGAAUCGUAAAAUCGAAUCGUAGAAUCGUAGGAUUUUAAGUACCAUAUAGAAAUAACAUAUAAUAAUAUUAAUAAGGUAAAUAAUUAAUAACACAAAGACUUAUAAACAUUUAAAGUGAUA